Messenger RNA from Drosophila elegans, 2883 nucleotides. It is a transcript of the gene AMPKalpha, whose product is annotated as 5'-AMP-activated protein kinase catalytic subunit alpha-2. Gene Ontology annotation, molecular function: ATP binding; protein serine/threonine kinase activity. The transcript is spliced from 3 exons. Gene Ontology annotation, cellular component: cytoplasm. Bases 259 to 2001 code for a protein of 580 amino acids. Gene Ontology annotation, biological process: intracellular signal transduction; protein phosphorylation. The record is from RefSeq and is a predicted model, not a curated record. Lineage: Eukaryota; Metazoa; Arthropoda; Insecta; Diptera; Drosophilidae.
UUGUUGGAAGCCACUGUGGGAAGCGCCAGCGCCUUCCAAUGUCAAUUAAAUAAGCAAAACGCGAAGAAAAAAAAAGGCGAGCGAAGUGUCUCGUUGCCGCGGAUAAACAUAAACCAGGAAAUAAGGCAUACAACACAACCAACCAACUCAGCAUCAACCACACUCACAUCCGAAUCCAAACGGACGGGAUUGCGGGCAGGAAGAACGUAAACGUAACCAGAGUAGCACCCCCUGAGCGGUGGUAGUCACCAGUUGGAGAUGCCCCAGAUGAGGGCAGCCGCCGCUGAGGCGGUGGCCGCCGGCAGCGCCAACGGGCAGCCGCUGGUCAAGAUCGGACACUACCUACUGGGCGCCACCCUGGGCACCGGCACCUUCGGCAAGGUGAAGAUCGGCGAGCACCAGAUCACCCGCGUCAAGGUUGCCGUCAAGAUACUCAAUCGGCAGAAGAUCAAGAGCUUGGACGUCGUGGGCAAGAUCCGGAGGGAGAUCCAGAACCUGAAGCUCUUCCGCCAUCCGCACAUCAUUAAGUUGUACCAGGUCAUCUCCACGCCUUCCGACAUCUUUAUGAUCAUGGAGUACGUAAGCGGAGGCGAGCUUUUCGACUACAUCGUGAAGCACGGCAAGCUGCAGGAGCACCAGGCGCGCCGCUUCUUCCAGCAGAUUAUCUCGGGCGUGGACUACUGCCAUCGGCACAUGAUCGUGCACCGGGACCUGAAGCCGGAGAACCUGCUGCUCGACCACAACAUGCACGUGAAGAUCGCGGACUUUGGCCUCUCGAACAUGAUGCUGGACGGCGAGUUCCUGCGCACCUCGUGCGGCUCGCCCAACUACGCGGCCCCCGAGGUGAUCUCCGGCAAGCUGUACGCCGGACCCGAGGUGGACAUCUGGUCGUGCGGCGUCAUCCUGUACGCCCUGCUGUGCGGAACACUGCCCUUCGACGACGAGCACGUGCCGACGCUGUUCCGCAAAAUCAAGUCGGGCAUCUUCCCGAUACCCGAGUACCUCAACAAGCAGGUGGUCAACCUGGUGUGCCAAAUGCUGCAGGUGGACCCGCUGAAGCGAGCCAACAUCGAGGAGAUCAAGAAGCACGAGUGGUUCCAGAAGGAUCUGCCGGCCUACCUCUUCCCCUCCUCCAUCGAGCAGGACUCAAAUGUGAUCGACACCUAUGCGGUGGCCGAGGUCUGCACCAAGUUUGGCGUCAAGGAGACCGAGGUGCACAACUCGCUGCUCAGCGGCGAUCCGCAUGACCAGCUGGCCAUCGCCUACCAUCUGAUUAUCGACAACAAGCGCUUCGCCGACGACGCGGCCAACCAGAUAAAUGAGAUCAACAACUUCUUUGUGGCCGGUUCGCCGCCACCGCCGCCUCCGCCGCCCGUUCCCCAGUCGAUGAUGGACCACCAGGCCCCGCUGGCCACCGUGACCGUUGGCGGAGGCACUGCAGCCAGCUCGGGUACGGCCACGCCCGUACCGCCGGCUUCUGGCGGCACGCCCAGCAGCACCAUUCGGCCGCAUCCGGAGCGGAUUGCGCCGAUGCGGGACCGCCAGCUGGCCAUGUCCGUGCAGAACUCUGGCGGCGGAGCGUUCCCCGAGAAAACCGCGCGCGGCGGCACGCCCAUCAAGCGCGCCAAGUGGCACCUCGGCAUCCGAUCGCAGAGCAAGCCCAACGACAUCAUGCUGGAGGUGUACCGGGCAAUGAAAGCCCUCAGCUACGAGUGGAAGAUCAUCAAUCCGUACCACGUGCGGGUGCGACGGCAGAACGUCAAGACGGGCAAGUUCUCGAAGAUGUCGCUGCAGCUGUACCAGGUGGACGCCAAGAGCUACCUACUGGACUUCAAGUCGCUGACCAACGACGAGGUCGAGCAGGGCGACGACGUCAUCAUGGAGAGCCUCACCCCGCCGCCACUGAGCGUUUCCGGGGUAAUGCCGCUGCAGCCGACCGGCCACCACACCAUGGAGUUCUUCGAGAUGUGCGCUGCCCUGAUCAUUCAGCUGGCGCGCUGAGGAGGAGGACGAGAAGGAGGUGACCGCCGUCGGCCGCAGCGGAUUCAAUGGGAUCUUCUCAGUUGGCGGUCUGCACUCGGACCGCCCUGAGGAUUGACCAUGACCCGGAAGACACAGUCCCACAAAAGAAAGCUGCAGAGGCUUGGAGUUCGGAGUUCCACAAAUCAUUCGUGGGUCUUAAGCACUUGACUGAUGCGAUCACUGCUGAUUUCAAUUGGAAUCUAAAUUAAAAAAAAAGACAAAUUUCGAUUCCGAUUCGGAAUAUGCCUUUUGUCCGAUUUUCGUACCACUUUGAAUUAAAUUAGAUCAAACCUUUGCAUGCACAAGUAGUCCGGUUGCCGUUCUUAGGGUAAAUUUGGAAAACAAAUUCCAAUCGCUUUUGAAUAAAGUCAACGAUUGUAGUUUUUUCGGAAUGUUGUCAGCAAGGCUGAAUUUCUUUAUAACCUUGAACAUUAAGCGAACGAUUAAUCGGCUUUCUAACUCUGACUCCAGCUUUCCUUUGUGCGGCUGUGUAAUCUUAAUAAAAUGUUUUUUAUUACGAACGCCCGCCAGCCAUUACCGCUACCCUAUCGUUACCCGCUAUGCCGUGUCCAUUUCCGCUUCCGGUUAGUCUAAGUUUGUAGGUUUCGCCCCGCACCGCACGACCGGCGGGCUUCGAUCUGUUUAUAUUUCGAUUUCUGUUUAUAUUUACGUGUUGAGUUAUUAUUUUACCCAAAUCCAAACCGUAUGUUUACGUAUAUUUGUAUUAUGUCCAACGAAUUGUAAUCUGAGCCUUGUCUGGGGGGAUGUUAGAUUGUAACCAGCUUGGGGCGAGCGAUUUUUAUGUAUCUGUGUAAACUGUGUAAAGCUACAAUAAAGCGAUCCACUAAUAUUCUAAACCAA